Messenger RNA from Ceratina calcarata, 2488 nucleotides. RefSeq lists its product as uncharacterized. NCBI's taxonomy places the organism in Eukaryota, Metazoa, Arthropoda, Insecta, Hymenoptera, Apidae. The transcript has a single exon. The record is from RefSeq and is a predicted model, not a curated record. The annotation marks the transcript as partial.
AUGGGUUGAACUCUCGCAUCGCGUUCUUUUUUUUCUUCAUUCUCGAGCGGAAACUAGAAUGAGCCCGGAGGAAAAGCAGAAGGAAAAAUAACGAUGCCGAUGAGAACAUGCCCCAGCACGGAGACGGUAUCGUGCGUCUUCUCAGACAAUGCUGAACCACUCCGAAGAUCGCGAUCCCACGGAUUUUCGCAUCCCGCGGGCAAGAUAAGCUAACGAAAAAGGUUCUCCCUUUUUUUCUGAAAGUUGUGACACGGUGCCAGUGCAGUGCGGAUUUCCUCUUUUCCCUUUGUUUCGUGUUUUCGUCCGGGUGAUCGCGGUGUUGUUUCGUGCUUCCCAGUUCUUCGCUACCACGAGGAUCGUUUAUAGAAAUUCUAGUAAACCGUCUUUCAAUGAAUAUAAGUAGCUCUUCAACUUUUCACCGUUCGUUUCGUUCUUCGUUUGUGAAAUUUCUUUUUUAAUUUCUAAUCUCGCCGACCGACUAUUCGUCACGUGAAACAGUAAAGAAUAGCCAGUUGUUCGAUCGACCCGAUAAAAAUAAAAACCGACGAAAAUACGCGUCUAUCGGCUUGUUAAACAUUUCUGUCCGACCGGAUCCUCGAAUCGGAACGUCACCGAGUACAAUAAGGAUCGAUAGAAAAUAGAAACGUGUCACGAGAAGCGUAAUAAAGAAUCCGCGUGUAAUCGUAUCAGAUUGAAUAAUAGUCGGCUCAAGGCUACCGAAAAGCGUUGCCCCCGGCCAGCGUCUGGAGGAUAACGAGAAUCGCGCGUAUGUACGAGCGAACGGGAGCGCGAUGCCUGAUGUCUUCGAAGACGUUUCGGAGCCGAGAGAUCGAUUGAUAAAACGCGUUCUGACCGGGCCGUGGACGUGCCGAAAUUGUUCAUCAGUCGCCCGCGGACAGUUUCAUUGAGAAUCCGCCGUGGAGUGACGGCCAGUGACCUCGGUUCCACCGCUUCGUAUCGCAAGGAAUGCUUUCUCCAAAACGUGGCAUCGCAGAACUCGGCGACUCCGUUCGGAAGGUAUUAUCGUCUUCGUACUUUCCGUCGUUCGACCUCUGGUGAAUCGGUUCAAACGAAGAGGAAACAAUAUGUAAAGCAGAAAUGCUCCAGGUGAAAAGCUACUCUCGUUUAUUAAACAGAAGAAGGAGAUAACUCAAAAUGUCCUGCGGAUGAAGUGGAACAGAUUAUGAGGCGAUUUGAUUAACAGGCGAAAAAGAACUGUGAUUGAGGAACUCCUCGAGUUCAUUCAAUUUUCUGAACAUCGAUGAUGCGUGCGACCAGUGUUGCGUCCUUAGGUGCACUGGCGGUUAAAGAUCGCCGAUCGAAUAGGAUCAUGUUUUGAAUUUCACUGUAACAUUGCGUCGAUAUAAAGGAAAUAAAACAAAAAUACAGGACGAAGACAAAUAUCGAGGCGAUAUAAUGAGACGUUAUGAACGAUUGCGGCUAGAAGAGAUUAAAUUUACGAUCGCGAUACGUUCGCCGAAACAGUUUCAACAUUCGUUUUAAGGAAGAACUCCUAGUGACGGAAGAAUUUCUUGUUCGCGUCGUCGGGCGGCUGAUAAAGGGCGUGAAUGUGUGUCGCAUCGCGAGGAGCCCGUCUUACCGGUAAUAAAUUAGUGAACGUCCGGUGCGAAGGUGAGUCGCAAUUCAUGAGUCCACGCGAGACUGUUUCGUUACUGUGUUACGGUUUCGUGUUCCGGCGUCUAAGGUUCCCCGGCCUCGCUACUGAAUUUUUGGUUGCGAUUAAAUUGGAUACGGAGUAACAUAAUAGAAGAAUAAAAGUGUUGUUUCGUAUCGCGUUUUUUUCAAGAAAAUUCAUACUCAAGAAUUGACGUAUAAUCGAAUAAAAGUGAUCAAGUUCACCCAUUAGGAUUCAUAGUUUCUAACAGUGGAGUAAAACGACUGACUGGUUGCUCUCAAGAAAAUUAAUACUCAUAAUCAUUGAUAUAAAUCGAAUAAAAGUGAUCGAGUUCGCCUCCUAGGAUUUACAGUUUCCAGCGGUGCAAAAGACUGAUUGCAGCAGUAAAAUCCACAGAAAAUCGGAAGGAUACACCGCGGUCGGUGAAGACUGGCAUAUUGAACAGUGAUGAACUCGGUACCGGACGCGAAUCGAAUCACGUAGCGAGGCUAAUACGCGAAUGGUGACCGCAGUUGAUACCGAGGUGCGCGUUCGCCGAGAUCGUCAUCGCACUAUUUUUUCUUCGUACAAUGGACGUUUUCAAAAUCGAUCAGUCGCUGAGCGCGGGUCUGGGUAGCGCCCCAGCGCCGGACACUCUUACGCCGGAAGUGUCGUUCGACGCCGGUAGUGAAUUCAAUUUGAGCUUCUUCGACGGCCCGGAGGAAAAUAGUACCCAAGGUUUCAGUGACCCCGGUUCCGUUGGUAGCGCCAGCGCGUCACCUCCGCCAGGAACCCCGGCCACCAUCCCCGUAAAUCCUUCGAGCACCGCGCUGCCGAUCGUUCAAGUACCGCCUGGCAUCGUCAUUAAGCAAG